UUCCUCUUAGAAAUGAAAUGACCCGAACUUAACUCUCAUCCACACUCCCUCUCCCUUCUCUCGUCUUCCCCUCCUCCCUAAUUGCCUAAUUAUGAAGGAUCCAGUAAUGGGGGUUACACCAAGAACAUCAACCUCUUCCGCAGCCGGAUUCGUUGCCGGAGCCGGAGCCGGAGCUACAUCAUCAAACUCACCACCAGGUCCACCACCACCACCAAAUCCUCCUCCUCCUCCGCCGCCUCCACUCUCUCAACUCGCCCAGCCUUCCAACAAGAAAAAAAACAAACCCACAAAAUUUUUCCGUGUGUUUCGAUCAGUUUUUCGUACCUUACCCAUCAUUACCCCCGUUUGCAAAUUCCCCCACAUCUCUGGCGGUGUACUUGCCGAUAUUCACCUCCAUCGAGGUGGGGUCUCGUCGGAUCGAAUUAGCGGGACCCUGUUUGGGAACCGAAAGGGACGGGCCAGUUUGUUGAUACAGGAGAAUCCUCGUACGCUUCCGACGGCGGUGGUUGAAUUGGCGAUAAACACGAGUAUGUUGCAGAAGGAGAUGAGUAUGGGAAUGGUGAGGAUUGCGUUGGAAUGUGAGAAAAGGGCGGAGAAAGAUAAGACGCCGCUUUUGGAAGAACCCAUGUGGACCAUGUAUUGUAAUGGGAAGAAGAGUGGGUAUAGUGUAAGGCGAGAGCCAAAUGAUGAAGAUGUUCAGGUAAUGGAGCUUCUUCGGGCAGUUUCGAUGGGAGCUGGAGUUCUCCCUGGUCGAUCGGAGAUAGAGGGACCGGACGGUGAAUUGGCCUAUGUAAGGGCACAUUUUGAACGGGUUGUGGGAUCCAAAGAUUCAGAAACGUUAUAUAUGUUGAGCCCGGAUGGAAAUAGUGGACCGGAUUUGAGCAUUUUCUUUGUGAGGAUAUGAGUCAAAAUUGAGUUUUCUUUUUUGAUUGAUUAAUGAAUUAAAUUGUAGGUUACAUUU
Messenger RNA from Impatiens glandulifera, 961 nucleotides. Its product is annotated as protein MIZU-KUSSEI 1-like. NCBI's taxonomy places the organism in Eukaryota, Viridiplantae, Streptophyta, Magnoliopsida, Ericales, Balsaminaceae. The transcript is spliced from 2 exons. Bases 92 to 904 code for a protein of 270 amino acids. The record is from RefSeq and is a predicted model, not a curated record. Gene Ontology annotation, biological process: hydrotropism.